This is a messenger RNA of Ramularia collo-cygni, 8055 nucleotides long. RefSeq names its product probable translation activator GCN1. Gene Ontology annotation, molecular function: protein kinase regulator activity. Gene Ontology annotation, biological process: cellular response to amino acid starvation; regulation of translation. Gene Ontology annotation, cellular component: cytosol. Bases 1 to 8055 code for a protein of 2684 amino acids. The record is from RefSeq and is a predicted model, not a curated record. NCBI's taxonomy places the organism in Eukaryota, Fungi, Ascomycota, Dothideomycetes, Mycosphaerellales, Mycosphaerellaceae. The transcript has 2 exons.
AUGGCGGAUGGAGAAGCGGCGACCAAUGGCGACCAUGGAGGAAUUGACAUGUGGGAGGUCCGCCAGACUCUAUUGUCCAACUCGACAAAGCGAAGAAGCGCAGAACUGAACAGCAUUCGCGACAAGCUCGUGGACGGAGAUAUUCCACCCUCUCAGACACCCGCCAUUCUGCGCACCCUCUUCGAUACAUAUCCCCUCUAUGUCGAUACCAAAUCACGGCAGGCUGUCGAAAGCUGUAUAUCUGCCAUUGCAUCAUCCUCCGAAGCGCCAAAACUAAUUCCAGGAUUGGUAAAGGCAAUACAUGAUGAGUCGAACAAGACGGCCAUUGCGCCGGGCAAUGCCUUUGUUCUGAUCAGGUGGAGCUCGCUGCUGAUACAACAUGCGGCAAAGGAGAAGGACCAGUGGGAGCAGUGGGGAUUGAAAGCGGUGGCUACGUUGACAAAUGCCUUGAACACCUUGUUUGCCUCUACACCAAAAGGAAGCACCGCAGCAACCGCGCUGCGUGUAAGCAGACGUGCAAUACRGACACUGUUGAAAGGCGCAUUCGGCAUAGCGGCAGUGGAUAUUUGCAUCACGACUUUGACCGCAAAGUCUCCUUCUCCGACACCCAAGAAUGCACUUGGAUUGGGCAUCAUCGCCGGAGUGUGCAAGAGAGUAUUGGACCGAGCGGCUGUUGUGGAGGCGAGGAAAGCGGACUACUUUGCCUUCUUUCUGCGGGAAAUCCUUGGAUCGCGAGUGCAACUCCCGCAAUACAUUGCUACUGCGCUUCACGACUUCUUCUCUUCUUUUGUAUCCUUGGAGGACCUGAAGAAAGAUGUCAUUCCAGCCGUGGAGAAGGCGCUCCUGAGAGCUCCCGAAGUCGUUCUCAAUGAUCUGAUAGGACCUGUAUUGACAGCCCUGCCCCACGAUCUCGACCUGUCCGAAAUUCUGGCGGGCRAUCUCAUAAAGCCCCUACUUGCCAACAUCAAGUCCUCAAACACAUCAAUACGAGAGGGCGCCGUUCGAACUUUCAGAACGCUCGCUACACGCUCACACGAUGGAAAUCUGGUGGAGAAGGCAGCUGAUGAGAUCCUAACUCCCUUGAAGUCGAAUAAAGUCACUUCGGCCGACCAACGCGUGCUACAUGCUGAGAUGCUCGCCGCCUUGCAGCCAACUCCCUCGCUGGCUACCAAGAUACCCCAAGGUCUCGUGACAGUCACCACUAAGGAAGCCAAUGAGGUUGCCGCGGCAGCUGAAAUCGGAUGCAUUGGAAAGUACGUGCAAUUCGCACUUGAGAGUGGAGUGACGCUUGACAAGGCAACAACCGACGCAUUCACAAAGGGCCUGGCGGAGAAACGCCUCCCAAUGCGUCGACUGUGGGCCUUGCAGUUUGCAGAAUGCGUAUGGAGUCUCAACGCCACCAAUCUCGAGAGUGAGGGUACUGCCGCAUUCGUCGAUGCGACCAUUGGAAAGAUGGUUGAUGUGUUCAACGAGGUGCUUGCGAACCCACUCCCUGCCUUGCAGAAUGGACAGGUACCUGUCGCUUGUGCUGCAGCGGCGCUCUCGAUGGGCAAAGUACCGCAGAUCUCAUCUUUGAAGAAUGCUUCGAUUGUUAACAAGGCAGCAAUUGGUGCAAAGGUGCUCGUCCUCGAACCAAAGCCCUCAUUUUUGCUGAAUCCUCGAGUUUACACGAAGCUGACACUCGAAGACGAUCUUCGAUGGUUCCUUCGCGCUGCUCUGUCUGCUUUCCCGAGUCUCGCGAAGUCGAACGACAAUACUUCAAUAGCGAAGGCCUGGGCGCAGGCCAUAAUUUUCUUGAUCUCAUCUACUACUGUUUCGCCGAAGCUAAGAACAGAUGCGGCCAAAGCCCUGCAAUCUCUCUACGCAGUCAAUCCUAGCCAAGUCGCGGACGUCAUCGUCAAUGGGCUCUGGCAGUGGUGCGAAGAUGUUGAGCUCGAAAUAAAGGACAGUGCUGCCAUGGCUGCUAAGAGUGGGCGCGAGGAGCUGUUCAGAGUGGUGCGGGCGAUAUGCUUAGAUCCCGAAGUUGCUUCCAAAGCGGGCAUCUCUUUAGACAAGUCUGCAGUUGAAGAGCAGCUGAGAAAGCUGCUCGUGUUGUGCAGGCCGCAGCUGAUAUCCAAGGCGUCCUGGAUUGAGCUGUGCCUACGCACCGGUACUGAUCCAGGUGGCCUCACGGUACAGCAUUCCGAGGACAUGCUCUCUCGAAUACUUAAAGUAACGGAAACUCCUACCUGGAAACCGCUCAAGGCCUUUCAGUCUGCAGCCUGCAGCGCUGCAGCGGAUCUCGCAUUCGUUGCGCCGGAGGCUUUGACGCCACUUAUCGUCGCACAGAUUAGCUCGGAUCUCAAUCCCACGCAAUUGGAUGAUAUUGGUCCAACGGAGGCUGCCAUAUACCGUACGCCAGAGGGCACUGCCUUCAUCGAUGUCCUUUCAAAGCCGGGGCAGACCCGUGAGAUCAGUAAGAAUGACAAGGACUAUGACACAUUGAAAUGGGAGGAGGAACUGCGGGCUCAAUUGGCUCAGAAAAAGGGACAGGCUAAGAAGCUCACACCCGACGAACAGGCCAAGGUUCAAGCGCAGCUGACGAAAGAGUCUGCUAUCCGCAAGAGCGUUGCAGACCUUGACGCCCGGCUGCGGCGUGGUAUCGGCAUCAUUGGUGCUUUGUCGACAGGACCGCCCACAGAAGCCGAAUCCUGGUUCGGACCUUCAGUGAAGCUACUGUUCGAUGUUAUCCAGGCCGGUGCCAGCCUUAUACUGGGUGAUGCAGCGUCAUUGGGCUACCUACAAUGUUCAGAAAAGAUCUCAUCCCGUCUUGGGCCAUUGCGGCCAUUCGUCGGCGUCGCCACAUUACGCGCUGCGGGCAUCACCAUUCUGCCCGAGAACUUGCUCGCCGAACCUCUUGGAGAUCUGGUCACUCGGAUACUGUACCGCUUGAGAUUUCUUGGAGAACAACGACCUUUCGAUACCGUGUCCUUGAGCUACAUCAUGUCACUCAUCUUCCUAGUCCUCGAAAACGGAGGCAUUGACCGUGCACCCGGUGAGGACGCAGACGAGCAAAUCGUUCUGGCCAUUGAGUUUCUUUCCUACCACACCGAAACAUGCAGUAACACCAUCCUUCCUCGGGAGAAGCUUCUCAGCACCCUCAUCGCUUCAAUGCAAAAGUACACACAGCACUUCAAGCCCAGCAAGGACUGCUUCACGGACUUGUGUCGCCAUCUUGCUGUCAACAUCAGUCAAGUCGAGACCGAUGUUGUCGUCAAAGGUGCCAUUGUGGCAGAUUCCUCGGUUCGUAGCGCCGUACUGCAGGCCAUCAGCUCCGAGCUCGAGCUCGCAGACCGCGAAUUUUACGUCGAAAUCUGGCUGGCUUGCCAUGACGAUGACGAGGAGAAUGCAACCAUUGCGCAUGAGAUCUGGGAGGAGAAUCAGCUCAAGGUUGUCCCGGAUGCUGCAGAACAGUGCUUACCGUACCUUGAAGCAAAGGACUCCCAGCUUCGCCGCGCUGCUGCACGUGCCACCGCAGCGGCAGUCUCCAACCACCCAUCAAAAUUUGCAGACGUUGUGGCGAAAUUGGAGGACUCUUACUUUGAGUCUGCGAAGCCCAAGAAGCCGCUGGUCGACAAGUACGGCAUGCCACUUCAGAAAGAGAUCACCGACACAUGGGAGUCACGACAUGGCUUUGCGCUUGCUUUCAAAGAGCUUGCCUCUGUCUUCCCCACUAAUCAACUCUCUCAAUUCUUGACCUUCUUGAUUGAGAGAGGUCCCUUGAGUGACAAGCACAGCGGAGUUAGAGACAGCAUGGUUGAUGCCGCGACGACAGUCGUUUCAGUCCGCGGGAGUGAUCAAGUCGAGCCUCUGAUGAAGCUCUGUGAGGAGACCCUGGAAAUUUCCAGCAAUUCGCAAGCGCAGGACUUGGUGAACGAGGCUGUGGUCAUCCUGUACGGUGCUCUGGCCCGUCAUUUACCAAAAGGUGACGAUCGGGUUCCCAAGGUGGUCAAUCGCCUCCUCUCUACUCUGAGCACGCCAUCCGAAUCUGUCCAGUAUGCCGUCGCACAGUGCUUGCCACCCUUGGUCCGCGCAUCAAGCGACCAAGCAAGUCAAUACCUCAAGCAAGUACUCGAUGAGAUGCUUCAUUCCAAGAAGUAUGCCGCGCGCCGUGGAGCAGCAUAUGGUCUGGCAGGUAUCGUCAAGGGCAGAGGUAUCUCCCUGUUAAAGGAAACAAGGCUCCUCUCAACAUUAAGAAGCGCAGCUGAGAACAAGAAGGAUACCAACGAGCGACAAGGUGCCUUCCUCGCGUUGGAGCUUCUCUCGCUCCUCUUGGGACGCAUCUUCGAGCCUUAUGUCAUCCAGAUUGUUCCCCAACUCCUGGUCGGUUUCGGUGACGCCAGCUCAGACGUCAGAGAGGCAUGUCUCGAUGCUGCAAAGACUUGCUUUGCCUCGUUGAGCUCUUUCGGCGUCAAGCAAGUGUUGCCAACUCUUCUGGAGGGUCUUGACGAGCAGCAAUGGCGAAGCAAGAAGGGUGCAUGCGAUUCCUUGGGAGCCAUGGCCUACCUUGACCCUCAGCAGCUGGCAGUCAGCCUACCAGAGAUUAUUCCACCACUCACAGAGGUCCUCAACGACAGUCACAAAGAAGUGCGGAGUUCUGCGAACCGCAGUCUACAACGUUUCGGAGAAGUCAUCAGCAACCCAGAAGUCAAGAGUCAAGUCAACAUCCUGCUCAAGGCGCUAAGCGAUCCUACCAAAUACACAAACGAUGCGCUGGAUGCUUUGAUCAAGGUCAACUUCAUUCAUUACAUCGAUGCGCCCUCUUUGGCACUCGUCGUGCGUAUCUUGGAUCGUGGACUUGGCGAUCGAUCCGGUACGAAGAGAAAAGCCGCACAGAUCAUUGGCAGUCUCGCCCAUCUCACAGAGCGCAAAGAUCUCAUUGCCCACUUGCCCAUUCUCGUGGCUGGGCUGCGUGUUGCAAUCGUCGAUCCCGUCCCAACAACUCGCGCCACCGCUUCCAAAGCCCUCGGGUCGACUAUUGAAAAACUGGGCGAGGAUGCUCUGCCGGACUUGAUUCCAAGCCUUAUGGCAACUCUCAAAUCCGAUACUGGCGCUGGCGAUCGUCUUGGAUCCGCACAAGCUCUCAGUGAAGUGCUCGCUGGUCUUGGUACUAGUCGUCUCGAAGAGACUCUUCCCACCAUCCUGCAGAACGUGUCAAGCUCCAAGGCUUCUGUACGGGAGGGCUUCAUGUCACUAUUCAUCUUCUUGCCGGCUUGUUUCGGAAACAGCUUCGCCAACUAUCUGUCGAAGAUCAUUCCUCCAAUUUUGGCAGGACUCGCGGAUGAUGUUGAGUCGAUCCGUGAGACGGCACUUCGGGCUGGACGUUUGCUUGUCAAGAACUUUGCUGCCCGCUCGGUUGAUCUGCUGCUUCCUKAGCUGGAGCGCGGUCUUGCUGACGACAGUUACCGUAUCCGUCUCAGCUCGGUCGAACUGGUUGGUGACCUGCUGUUCAACCUCACAGGUAUCAGCGGUAAGACUGAAGCUGAAGAUCUCGAAGAGAAUGCCAACGAAGCCGGUGCAUCACUACUGGAGAUUCUUGGCGAAGAGAAGCGUAAUCGCGUGCUGGCAGCUUUGUACAUCUGUCGCUGCGACACGUCUGGUCUGGUCCGCACAUCCGCUAUGAACGUAUGGAAGGCACUGGUUUCCGCUCCUCGAACACUCCGCGAGCUUGUCCCCACUCUCACUCAGCUCCUCAUUCGGAGAUUGGCGAGCUCCAAUAUGGAACAAAAAGUCAUCGCUGGAAAUGCUCUCGGCGAACUCAUCCGCAAAGCAGGAGAAGGCGUGCUCGCUACUCUGCUGCCUGUCCUCGAGCAGGAGUUGCAGAGCUCUCACGAUACCGAUGCACGACAGGGUAUCUGCAUUGCUCUGCGCGAGCUCAUCAACGCCGCCACUCCAGACGCACUCGAGGACUAUGACAAGGUUCUCUACUCGGUCGUCCGUACCGCUUUAGUCGAUACCAACAAGGACGUCAGAGAUGCUGCCGCUGAGGCCUUUGACUCACUUCAAAAGGCACUUGGCAAGCGCGCUGUGGACCAAGUUCUACCACAUCUGCUCAACUUGCUGCGCUCCGAGGAUGACAAGGACAAUGCGCUGUCAGCCCUGUUGACAUUGCUGAACGAGCCUACACGGUCGAAUAUCAUUCUACCGAAUCUCCUGCCAACGCUUCUCACAUCUCCAAUCUCGGCUUUCAACGCCAAUGCUAUGGCUGAAUUGGCUACAGUGGCAGGUGCAUCCAUGACAAGAAGGUUGCCAAACAUCCUCAAUUCGCUCAUGGACAACAUUGUGGCAUGCAAGGACGAAGAGUUGCGAUCGGAACUGAGCAGCGCAUUCGACACAAUUCUGCUCUCUGUUGACGAGUUCGACGGCCUCAACACCAUGAUGAGCGUCAUGCUUGCACUCGCCAAGCACGAUGACCACCGGAGACGUGCCAACGCCGACAUGCACCUGGCACUGUUCUUUGAGCAGACUGACGUUGACUUCUCCCGCUACUACCCCAACCUCAUCAGCGCACUUCUCAUUGCCUUUGACGAUAGUGACAAGGAUGUUGUCAAGGCUGCAUGGACGGCAUUGAGUGCGCUCAUGAAAUGUUUGAAGAAAGAGGAGAUGGAGUCACUCGUCGGGUCAACACGCCAGACGCUCAAUCAAGUCGGGACUCCUGGGCACGAUCUUCCCGGCUUCUCCUUGCCAAAGGGUAUCAAUGCCAUUCUGCCGAUAUUCCUGCAGGGUUUGAUGAAUGGCUCCAUGGAGCAGAGAACACAGGCUGCGCUUGCUCUAUCUGACCUGAUUGAUCGCACCAGUCCAGAUGGUCUGAAGCCGUUUGUGACGCAAAUCACUGGACCGCUCAUUCGUGUUGUCUCUGAGCGCUCGACGGAGCUCAAGGCUGCCAUUCUCCUCACUCUCAACAACUUGCUUGAGAAGAUCCCGACACUCCUCAAACCUUUCUUGCCACAAUUGCAGAGAACCUUUGCCAAGUCUCUCGCGGAUUCUUCUAGUGAAAUACUCCGCUCCAGAGCUGCGAAGGCGCUCGGCACUCUCAUCACCAUGACGCCUCGCGUGGAUCCUCUUAUUGCAGAAUUAGUGACAGGCUCAAAGACUUCAGAUGCUGGCGUCAAGAAUGCCAUGCUCAAGGCGCUCUACGAGGUGGUUAGUAAGGCCGGCAAGAAUAUGGGGGAUGUUUCCCGGAACUCGAUCCUUGCGCUCAUCGACUCCGAGACUGGCGACACAGAUGAUGCGAUGAACAUCACAUACGCCAAGUUACUCGGCGCUUUGAUCAAAGUCAUGCCAAAGGAGUCCACCGUCACUCUUCUCAAGACCAGGGUUCUCACCACCCAAUUCUCRCACUCAUCCAUCCUCGCCUUGAACGCGGUUCUGCUGGAAGCUCCAGAGGUGCUCACAGAGACUAUGGAUGAUGUGACACGCACGGUUCUCGCGCAAGGUAUUGCUAGCGCGCAGCCUUUUAUUGCCAGCAAUGCCGUACUUGCGGCUGGCAAAUACCUCCUUCAGCCAUGUAGCACCAAGUCGUUUGAGGCCACCAAGCCUUUGAUACAAGCACUUGCCGACACUCUUACAGUCGGCAAGCCUGUGGACACUCGCCGUCUCUCGCUGGUCGUCAUCCGGACAUUGAGUCGCGAGAACAACGCCGAGCUCAUUCGCCCUCAUCUAUCCACUCUUGUGCAGCCCAUCUUCAAGAGCGUACGAGAUCCGGUCAUCCCGGUCAAGCUCACGGCAGAGGCGGCUUUCUUGGCUGUGUUUGAUGUGGUGGAGGAAGAGGGCGCAGUGUUCGACAAGUACAUGAAUGGACCUGAGGGUAAGGAGCUCAAUGCCACGGAGAGGAGAGCGAUCUCGGAGUAUUUCAAGAGAAUUGCCUUGAGGUUGAGCUCACAGGCCAAGGAGAGAAAAGAGGCCGAGGGUGGACAGGGCGGAUUGGGGUUGAGUAGCGAUGAGAAGGAGGAUGAGAGGGAGGUUUGGAGUGUGGGAAAGGUGGAUCUGGGAAGCAGUGGCUUUGAGGACGAAUAA